CCGGGCCCGCCCCCCCCGCGAGCCACAUGAAGAGGCCGGCCGCGGCGCCGCCCGUGCACGCUGCCAAGAGCCGCCGCCGGGCGGCGGGCCCCGCGCUGGCGGGCCGCGCGAGCAGGAGCGGCGAUGCGACGAUGGACGGGGGGGGUGCGGUCGCCGCCGCGGUGGCGGCCAUCCCGAGCGGCCGCACGCGCACGAAGAUGGAGGUGUUCCGCUCCGCGCUCGAGCUCAUGGGCCGCGGGGAUGAGGCCAUCGGCACCGGCACCCGCACGGUGCUCGGGGGCCACCUGAAGGGGCUCGCGGGCGCGCGUUGCGCUGGCUGGCAUCGCGUCGUCGCGUCCGACGGGGGCUUCUGGGAGAGCCGCGCCGCGGCGCACGCGCAGCUGCGCGCGCUGCGGCGCGAGGGAGCGCGGCCGCAGCUGGGCGAGGAAGCGCGGCUGCACCUAGGGUCGGUGCCAAGCUCGUCGGGUACUACAAGCCUCGGCUACGCGCAAGAGUACCCUUUUGCUGGAGUGGCUUCUGGUGCGGGCUCUUUGGGGCUCCCCGAUCGCCGAGUGCGGUGCGAGAGCAGCAGCCUGCGCGCUUUUGGUUUGCCGUCCUCCCCCUCGCCCCCUUGCGGCGAAGAAC
Molecule: messenger RNA, 624 nt
Organism: Prorocentrum cordatum
Lineage: Eukaryota; Dinophyceae; Prorocentrales; Prorocentraceae
Source: the annotation of a GenBank genome assembly